UAUCAUCGGAUUAUCUGAGAAGAAAGAAAUCUUUAGGACAACUCUAGACGGAUCGGUGAAAUCUGGGGCAGUAUUUAUUCCAGUUGGGAUGUAAACUCCUUUGUCAGGAAAGCUUUGCUUGCUUCAUCAAGUGAAAGACAACUUAUGACGGACUUUGGAAAUCUGAGGCAGCAUUUAAUCCAUUUGGGAUCAGAACUUCUUUGUCAGGAAAGCUUUGUUUCAUCCAUUGAAAGAAAUGUCUCGAGGCAUGAGUAUCGAAGUGAAACGUGCCAAUAAACUGCUAAUUAAUCAAAAUGCAGUCUUUGAUCAAGGGGUUUACCCAAUGAAUGGACGUCCACGAGGUCACUGUCUGAUUGUUGACAAUGAAUUUAUCAAAGGCGAGAAACCUAGACAUGGCACAUUAAUGGAUUCCGAGUCGUUGUCCUGUCUUUUUAGUCAACUAGAUAUUGAGGUCACAGUGAGAAGAAAUUUGACCAAAACAGAUUUGGAGUACUGGAUCCAGGAAUUUGCAUGCAAUAACAAACAUGCAAAUGCGUCCUUGUGUAUUUUGGUAGUGCUCUCUCACGGAUAUGAAACAGGCAUUGUUUGUACAGAUGGCAAAUUGAUUGAAAAAGAGUGGCUUUUGAACCAAUUCAUCAAUACCAAGUCUGGCAUCCUUCAGGACAAACCCAAAUUUUUCAUCUUUCAAGCUUGCAGGGGGAAUACCCCACCUGGAUACAAUGUCACACAAAACAACACUGACUGCAUAUUUGGAAAGUCAGACAGUGGCCAAUCAUCUUUGCCACGCCCCUUAUGGCGGGACUGCCUCAUCGCAGAGGCUACUAUUUAUGGAUAUGGGGCCUAUCGCCAUGAGAUUGAAGGGUCAAUAUUUAUCCAAAGUUUGUGCAAGGUCUUCAUGGAACACGCCUGCGACACUGACAUUAGGGACAUGUUAGACAUGGUCACCAUUGCAGUGCAAAGCGAAGCAAACACUGUACAGUAUCUGCAGACACCCAGUUAUGAGAACCGAGGUUUCGUCAAAAAACUGUAUUUCAGCCCUGAUCGCAAUCGGGCGGCAAUCCACUUUGACGAUAACGAGCCAUCCGAAACAAAUGAGCCACAUGAAACAAAUGAGCCACCCGAAAUCAACGAGCUCCAUCAUUCUAGCUAUUGGUUCCCAAAGGCAAAAGAGCUUCUUUCCAUUUUUCUCUCCUUUGCCACCAUACUAGAAUAACUGCACCUAAUUUAUUGCGUUGGACACCCAUGUGACUCAAAUCAAUCUGAAGUGCACUACUGUUAGCAAUAUUCUUAUAAGAGGACCGGUUUUCAGAGGUAUAGUGUUCCCUCUCAAGCACGCAAAGGAAACCAAAUGCCACCAUGAGAAAUUCUAUUUCAUGGCCCCAUGCUCACAAGUGACUGGAAUGAACAUUCCACACGUCAGAUUUGGCUUACAGUGGUAUCAAGUGAAAAUCAUACCUUGAAAACCGGUUUUCGUAAAAGAAAACUGCGUAUUCAAUAGCUGUGGCUCUCUUUGCAUGUAGUUUAUUUAAGUUCUGGUUUCAAAAAGUCCAUAAGGUCAAUACCUGAAACGCAUUUGCCAUUUCAUCAUGCCCUCUCAUGCAAAGAGAGGCUCGGGCAAGCCCUCGCUUGUCUCUUCAAACUCGACGACAUGAAAUGACCAACGCAUUCAAGGUGUCUUGACCGUAUCGACUUUUUUCAAGCCCCACUUUCAUAAACUCCAAGCAAAGAAGGCCCCCGGUAUUGUACAAAUAGCUAUUCUAUUACACGUUUACUUUCGUUUUCAUCGACGAAGUCUUGAUUUAUCAGUUAUAUUGUCAAUCCUUAUCCUUAUAUUUUUCAAUAAAAUACGCCAUCUCGUG
Messenger RNA from Tigriopus californicus, 1859 nucleotides. RefSeq names its product caspase-2-like. Gene Ontology annotation, biological process: proteolysis. The transcript is spliced from 7 exons. The coding region runs from base 236 to 1213 and encodes 325 amino acids. Gene Ontology annotation, molecular function: cysteine-type endopeptidase activity. Lineage: Eukaryota; Metazoa; Arthropoda; Copepoda; Harpacticoida; Harpacticidae. The record is from RefSeq and is a predicted model, not a curated record.